Messenger RNA from Ananas comosus (pineapple), 2165 nucleotides. Its product is annotated as U3 small nucleolar RNA-associated protein 18 homolog. Gene Ontology annotation, cellular component: small-subunit processome; Pwp2p-containing subcomplex of 90S preribosome. Bases 260 to 1969 code for a protein of 569 amino acids. NCBI's taxonomy places the organism in Eukaryota, Viridiplantae, Streptophyta, Magnoliopsida, Poales, Bromeliaceae. Gene Ontology annotation, molecular function: protein binding. Gene Ontology annotation, biological process: rRNA processing. The record is from RefSeq and is a predicted model, not a curated record. The transcript is spliced from 2 exons.
GAUCGAUUCGCACGCGCCUCGUACACACUACCCCGUCGUAAACAAAACCCUAGACCCCGAACCCAACGGCGCCACACGCAAACACAAAACCCUUCUCUGCCUCCGCAGCCCCCAUUCGCUCCGCCGCCGCCUCCGCAGCCCCCAAUCUCUCCUCCGCCGCCUCCGCCGCCGCGGAUUCCUCACGGAGGUGGAGUUCCCGUGCCCCAAGUUUUUGAUCCGAGCCACUUCUCUCCUAGUUGCGAUUUUUCCCCCCUACAAGAUGAGCUUAAUCUCUCAAAACGCUCUUCUUAAACGCCGGAAAGAGAAGCCCUACGAAGAGAAUGAAAAAGAGGUUGACAAAUCUCCGAUUACCCAAUCCGAUGACGAAACGGAGUUUGCAGAUGAACUCAGAUCCUCAAAAUCAAAGAAGAAGAAGAAGAGAAGCGGAGAUCGCGAUGAGCCGUUGAAGAUGAAGCUGUCGAAGAUGGAGCAGGAGGCAGAGAUGAAGAGGCUCGAGAGCUUACUGUUCGGUACGCUUUAUUCACCGUUGGAGUUCGGCAAUGAAACAAACGGAGAAGCGAAAAAGGAAGCGGGCCGGCCCGAUUCGUCUUUGUUCUUCAUGGACAAGUCGACGGGCAAUGACAUGGUGGUCUAUGAAGAGGAGUCGUAUCCUCAAGGAAGAAGCGAAGAAGAGGUAAAGGAAGAGAGAAAACCUGUGUGGGUUGAUGAUGAAGAGGAGAGAACCACAGUCGAUAUAAUUAGGGUUAAUAGGCUGAGAAAAUUAAGAAAGGAAGCCGAUGAGCGAAUUAUCUCUGGCACGGAAUAUGUCUCUAGAUUGAGGGCCCAGCAUGCUAAGCUUAACCCAUGGACUGAUUGGGCACAAAUCGGCCGAAAAUCUCACGCCGAUGAUGAGUCCGAUGAAGAAAGUGGAAUCACAAUUGCUCGUGGAUAUGAGGGUGUCGAGGGCGAUGAUGUACUUAGAAGCAAUGAGGAGCUUGUUGUGAAAGAUAGUGUUAGGCUCUUGCCCGGUAUGUUAGAGUAUUCUAGGCUUGUAGAUGCGAAUGCCGAGGAGCCAUCGAAUGGUCCCAUUAACUCGGUCCAGUUUCAUAGAAACGGGCAGUUGCUUCUAACUGCUGGGUUGGAUCGGCGGCUGAGAUUCUUCCAGAUCGAUGGGAAGCAGAACACCAAAAUACAGAGUAUAUUUGUCGAAGAUUGUCCGGUUCAUAAAGCUUCGUUCUUGCCAGACGGAUCCGAGGUGAUACUCGCGGGAAGAAGGAAGUUCUUUUACAGCUUUGAUUUGGUUAAAGCCGCAGUUAGUAAAAUAGGGCCUUUGACAGGGAGAGAGGAGAAAAGCUUGGAAGAAUUUGAGAUUUCUCCUGACUCGAGCACAAUCGCAUUCGUUGGUAACGAGGGUUACAUUCUUCUGAUUUCGUCAAAAACAAAGGAGCUGAUUGGGACUUUGAAGAUGAACGGAAGUGCUCGUUCUUUGGCUUUUGUUAGUGGUGGGAAGGAGCUAGUAAGCAGCGGCGGCGAUGGGCAUGUUUAUCACUGGGAUCUGAGGACAAGGAAGUGCAUUCAUAAAGGCAUUGAUGAAGGUUCCAUCGCAGGCACAGCUCUUUGUGCUUCUCCGGAUAGCUCUUUAUUUGCUGCUGGUUCGAGCAGCGGAGUCGUGAAUGUAUACAAAAGGGAGGAGUUUCUCGGUGGGAAGAGAAAGCCGCUGAAGACAAUAGAGAAUCUGACUACUGUGGUCGAUGAAAUGAAGUUCAAUCACGAUGCUCAGAUUCUGGCCAUUUGUUCGAGAAUGAAGAAGAACGGCCUAAAGCUAGUCCAUGUUCCGUCAUUUAAUGUCUUCUCAAACUGGCCCGGGGCUCGGCUUAGUCUGCAACACCCGCGCUGUUUGGAUUUCAGCCCGGGCGGCGGUUUCAUGACCGUGGGAACCGCAGCUGGGAAGGUUUUGUUGUACAAGUUGCAUCACUAUCGGAAUGCUUGAACUGUGAAUUAACGGAAACGAUCAGUUCUGCAACUACUACUGUGAUUCAUUCUGUCAAUUUUGUUCUAUUUUAUUUCGGAGUUCAAUGGUUUCACUGUACUGAUAAUAGCAUGAGUUUUGAGUAAGCUGUUACAAAGAGACUGAUUAGCGAGUAGCAUUAUUUUGGCUCAAUGUUUUAAGCUGUGUUACUCUUGCU